GGGAUACGCCUGCGUGACGUCACGAGGCAUGGCGGACCGGAGCAGCCGCGUCAACUCGGAGAAUUUAAAGUCGCUUCGCUGUCGCCUCGGUCCAAUUUAAAUGUCGAUUUAUCAAAAGUCCGUCUCGUUACCGCCCUUCGUUUCAUUUAUAUACUUUGGUGUCCAUCUCGUUCGGCGCGGCGUCACGGCAAGAACCGGGAACAUUAACAACCUCGCCGAGAGCCGCUCUGAAGGACAUCCCAUUUUGACGAAGCCUAAAAUGUCGUGGAUACGAGAGGAUGCCCCCAAUUUCUUUCAGAAAUUCUGUGCCAAUAUCUUGAAGGCAGGGCCGAUGCCCAAGCACAUUGCCUUCAUCAUGGACGGGAACCGGCGGUUUGCGAGGAAGCAGCAUGUGGAGAGGCAGGAGGGACACACGCAGGGCUUCGACAAGCUGGCACAGACGCUGCGCUGGUGCCUGGAUAUGGACGUGCGCGAGGUCACCGUCUACGCAUUCUCCAUCGAAAACUUCAAGCGUUCGCAGGAGGAGGUGGACGGACUCAUGGAGCUCGCCCGCCAGAAGUUUGCGCGGCUCCUGCAGGAGAAGGAGAAGCUGAACAGGUACGGCGUGCGUAUCCGCGUACCGGGCGACCUCACGUUGCUGCCGCAGGACAUUCAGGAGCUCAUCGCCAAAGCCGUGACGUCCACCAGCCAUAACGACAAGUGCUUCCUGAACGUGUGCUUUGCGUACACGUCGCGCCACGAGAUCACCAACGCCGUGCGCGAGAUGGCCUGGGGUGUGGAGCAGGGCCUGCUGCAACCCAGCGACGUGACGGAGAGCCUGCUGGACCGGUGCUUGUACACCAGCCACUCGCCCGACCCCGAUGUGCUCAUCCGUACCUCCGGGGAGGUGCGCCUCAGCGACUUUCUCCUCUGGCAGACGGCGUACUCCUGCCUCGUGUUCCAGUCGGUGCUUUGGCCGGAGUUCACGUUUUGGAAUCUCUAUCAGGCCAUCCUGCGCUACCAAGUCAACUACCACGCCAUCCAGGAAGUGCGCGCGAGCCACCGCGAUGACGUGGAGCGGCAGGAGCGCGAGCUGGACCUCAGCGUCGCGCUGCAGAGGCUGCGGCACGGCGAGGGGGUGGCCGGCGACGACCCCACGGCGGCGGCGGCGACGGCCGAGGAGGAGGAGGCGGCCAGGCAGGUGGCCUGCGAGCGGCGCGAGAGGACCCAAAGAUUUCUGCAGGCGCUGGAGCGCAAGCGCACGGCCUACUUCGAGGAGCUGAGCGCCGAGCCCGCGAGAUGACGCUGAGCGUUUUGCGGAGUGGCGCCGCCACCGUCGCCGCCGGUGCGAGCAACGUGUCCAGACUGCUUCGAUCCAAACGGGGCUGCUACUGCUGCUGCUGCUGUCCACUGGCGAGAGUGUUGUCAACAACAUGGGCCUUGGUGCAAGAAAUGAAAUGGGGGGGAGGGUGGGUGGGGCCCUGUCCAAUUCUCACCGUGACCCCCCAAACCCACCUCUUCAUAGUCGAGGAACCUGGGACCCUCCAGCCCUUGGGCCACCCUCUGUGCAGUUGCACUGCCUGCACACUCGAUAUCACUACACUACUGACAUUCGCCGACCAAUAGACCAUACUUGUCAACCCCUUAUGAGUGCCUACCUUUAUAACAGCCCAAUUCAGAUCUUAUUGGUCACCCCCGUGCCCUUAGAAAUCUCGACGUUCAUCCUACAAAGUCCCAUCGCAAGGGAGAAACACAAACAGACGCAUUUUAUUUUUUGUUGCCCGUAUUGAAACAGCUGUACGCCGUAUGGACCUGAAAACUCUAUUUCCCUGUACAAGAAUACGGGUAAACCGUAUGGGUUAACAACUAUGAAUAGAUUCCUAUUGGAACCGUGGACUCGUACAGAGACCCCUAGACUCCCAUAGAGAUGAAUAUAGUCAAAAAACCUGUCGACUACUCUUAGAACAGUAGAUGCACGUAGGACCGAUACAAGCUAAGGGACCCAUAGACUCGCUCACACAGGACUCGUAGACCCACAUAGGACCCAUAGACUCAUAUUGGAACCAUCGACUCGAGUAGGACCAAUGCUCGGAGGCCCCAAAGACUCGCAUCGGUUUCGUAGCCUUGCCAGCGUGGGCCCCGAUGCGAGGAAAGAAAGGGGACCCUCUGUCCAAUUUCCCUCCCUCUCUCCGUAGCACGGCACUCCGGGGCCCCUCGAAACCGUGGGCCUCGGUGCAGUAGCACCACCUGCACGAUCGAUGGCCACGCCACCCGCCGCUGGCCGCUUUGUGGAUGCAGAAAGUUGACUCUCCAUUUAGCCCACGGUUGGCUACGUACGGUGCGACAGAAGUUCAACGCACAAGGCGGGGCGGCGCGUGUUGCGUCGCUGGACACGUGGCAGAAAAACGUAAUCGGCAAAACUUUAAAAUCCAAUGUUCGAUCACAGCGAUUGAAAUGCUGGGCGACAUCUCUGUGUAAAUCGAUGUAAUUAAUAUUAUUAUUGUAAUGUUCAAAUGUAUUUGGGGGGUGCAGGAAAAAAUAUAUAUACGUCGUGAGCUGUUGUGCACUUUGAUUAUCGCGAAAACUGACGAAUUUCAAGGAGCUUAAGUGUUUUGCGAAAAGUCGGUUAAAAUCCAUCGUGGUCAUUUGCCGACUCGGCAGUCAAAUUGAAUGCGUCCCGACCCGUCAAUCAUUGCGGGAUCUGCAGAUUGUGAUUCCAUGCGUAAAACCUCGGAUCGUACACAGUUGCUGUAGAGUCUGUGAGUAUUUCAACGUGCCAAUGUUGAUCUCUACUACAUGUAUAUACACGAUUUGUUCCACAGAGUUCGGCAGUGAGAAUUGUCAUUGCAUAUCUGAAGCAGACAUUACGCCUGCUUCCCAUGCCUGUCCCUCCUCAUAAAUCAUCAAAGGAUGUUGAUCCGUCCAAUUGUCGACAAGGGGACUGUCUCCGUUAGAGGGUCCUUGUGUAAUAUAAACAUCUUGCGGUUCUAGAUUUGAAGCUUUCGUGACUGCAAGGAUUCAUGCUCUUAGUUCUUUCGGUAAAGUCACGUAGGUAAAAAAUUAAAUUAAAAUUAAUAAAAAUAAAAUAAAAAUCACAUCGUUUCACUUCAUGCAGCAAAUCUGGCUGUGACGGUCCCACCUGAUGACGGAGACUUGUGUUGCCUCCGAAACGUCGUGAUUUUUUUAUUGUUUUAUUUUUAUUAAUUUUCUUUUUUACCUACCUGACUUUACCGAAAGAACUAAGAGUAUCUUGCGGUUCACCAGCAUUGGUUUAAGCGAGCAUGACUGAUGAGACACUGUCGAAACCAGUCUCCUUGCCUACGAACAUCAACAUUUGUUCAAGCCUGUCUUUUUACAGGUAGGAACAACAGUUCCACACUGCCCACCAGGGAUUAUUUGUCUGUCGUGCAUAGCCACGCCCUCGAUUUGUAUUUCAUAAGAGCGCUUCGGGCGGGCUCGGCACCACGUGACGCGCCGCCCCACGCAGCUUGCGCCGCGUGACACGGAUCGCACGAAUGCGCUGUCCAACCAAGUUCCUACCUGCCCACUCCGAAGGAACGUGUUUCCUGAUGACACGCCGAGUGUCGAAAUCGGACGGGGGUUUGCUCGUGUUGAGCCUAUGCUGAUUUAAGUAAUGUAAUGCACUCCCAGAAGACCGUGUAGCUGAUGGGGAUGUGUACGGAAAAAUAUCUAAUUUUAAUGUGGAGGGAUGUAUGGGAAGGAGGCGUUAUGAUCUAUGAAACGACGAGCUGAUUGUUGCGUUACAUUGGUUUGGUGACACCGCAAUUGGCAGUGAUGCACAAAUAACACGCAACUUGUUUGUCCACAGCACUGCUUCCAAAUAAGAAAAGUGUCUAACCAGGUGACGUUUUGGACAAUGGCCCUCCACAGCACACACGUGAUCUGUCACUUUGAUAGAGGUCCCCUCUAGCGGAGUUCGUCGUCGUUCGGCGGGGAGGUCAACAUCCCUCGCCUCUUGGUGUGUCGUGAGACGUCGCCGAUUCUACAUUUCCUUUCUCUCAAGGCGGCGUUGCGAACAUUUUGGGUGUCAUCUUCUUGGUUCUUUCGGUAAAGUCACGUAGAAUGGCAAUAUUAAAAUAAUAAAAUAAUUCUCACGACGUUUCGGCCACAACGCAAGCAGCCGUCCUCAGGUGGAGAGCAGGUCUGUCGAGUAGACUGAGUCUGAAUGACACACUCCAGGCUUGGAGCGCCAAACCUCCUACGCAUUUCACAAGUAGUACUAAUCGCAUAUCUGCAUUUCCCAUAAAUAUGCUAAAUUCCUCUUGAUAUGCAAAUUAUUUUGUCAAGGCGCCCUUCCCCCCUCCAUCCCAGCUUAAAUAGUCGCUCCAAGCCUGGAGUGUGUCAUUCAGACUGUCUACUCGACAGACCUGUUCUCCAUCUGAGGACGGCUGCUUGCGUUGUGGCCGAAACGUCGUGAGAAUUAUUUUAUUGUGUUAUUUUAAUUAUUUUAUUAUUUCCCUUCUACGUGACUUUACCGAAAGAACCAAGAAGAUGAAUCCCUGCAGUCACGAAAGCUUUAAAUCGAAAUUUUGGGUGUCGUUUUUGCGUUCAGAAUUCAAGUGCCGUCUUCUCUGUGGAAUUUUUGUCCUACGCUGCUCGCCCCCCCCCCCUCCCUCCCCGCCCACCAUCUGCUCGCGUUUAGGCUCUGGCUCUUUGCGCGGCGAUUAACGGAGGUUCGAUCUCGCUUCACCCACAAUCCAUUUCACGAGUGAAAAGGCAGCUUCUCAAAUAAAGACGCUGUUUAAAUUGA
Lethenteron reissneri (Far Eastern brook lamprey) is the source of this 4750-nucleotide messenger RNA. It is a transcript of the gene DHDDS, whose product is annotated as dehydrodolichyl diphosphate synthase subunit. NCBI's taxonomy places the organism in Eukaryota, Metazoa, Chordata, Hyperoartia, Petromyzontiformes, Petromyzontidae. The record is from RefSeq and is a predicted model, not a curated record. Gene Ontology annotation, biological process: polyprenol biosynthetic process. Gene Ontology annotation, cellular component: dehydrodolichyl diphosphate synthase complex; endoplasmic reticulum. Gene Ontology annotation, molecular function: ditrans,polycis-polyprenyl diphosphate synthase [(2E,6E)-farnesyl diphosphate specific] activity.